Nilaparvata lugens (brown planthopper) is the source of this 1139-nucleotide messenger RNA. RefSeq names its product tRNA-uridine aminocarboxypropyltransferase 1. The coding region runs from base 190 to 1137 and encodes 315 amino acids. Lineage: Eukaryota; Metazoa; Arthropoda; Insecta; Hemiptera; Delphacidae. The record is from RefSeq and is a predicted model, not a curated record. Gene Ontology annotation, cellular component: nucleus. Gene Ontology annotation, molecular function: tRNA-uridine aminocarboxypropyltransferase activity. Gene Ontology annotation, biological process: tRNA modification. The transcript has 6 exons.
AUAACAUGCCUUUUUAUAGGUUAGGAUUCAUUUCAAUAAUAUCCUCUGCUGAAUUUUGUUUAAUAAUAACUGAAAAAACUUUACUUUGAGAAAAAAUUAAGAACUGCGUAAAAUAAAUUCUUUGGACAAAGAUAUAAAGUUGAAGUUAAAUUUAUUUGAAUUCUGCUUGAAAGACUAAGUAUAAUAUUGAUGAUUAGUCCAAAUGAAGACAAACCUGUGAUCAAUCACGAUGACACACAACCGUUUGAGGGUCUCAAGAUCUCUGACAAAUGGAAACUGUUAGAGAAUUUGGACAAUCGAACUACCUGUGUUCAAUGCAAUAAGUCACGGAAGUACUUCUGCUAUACAUGCAACAUUCCAGUUGAAGAAAUAAAGGAGUAUGUUCCAAAAGUAGAGUUGCCAAUAGACAUAGACAUCAUCAAACACCCGAAAGAAAUAGAUGGCAAAAGUACAGCUGUUCAUGGGGCAGUUCUGGCUCCCGAUCACAUCACCAUCUACACAUAUCCUUGUAUGCCUGAUUAUCCAAAAAAUGGUGAGGUUAUUCUGAUAUAUCCAGCUAAGACGUCUGUUUCUGUGGGCGAAUUUAUCCGAAAUUUAAGUAAAAAUCAAAAACCCACAGACCAUACAGAUACAGAACCAGCUAGUAAGCGAAAAUUCGACAACUCAAGAGGCUCUUUCAAGAAAGCUGUAUUUAUUGAUGCUACAUGGACGCAAAGCAAAAGGAUUUACAAGGAUCCACGCUUCAAAAAUUUACCCUGCGUAGUACUCGAGUCUAGGAUCACCCAGUUCUGGAGAAGUGACAAAAACACCCCAAGAUGGUUCUUGUCAACUAUUGAAGCCGUACAUCAAUUCCUAAUCGAACUACACAAAGCCGGAUUGACAGUUGACAAAACCACAUCAAUUGUCACGGAAAAAUCAACUGACAACAACCGUCUACAAGUGUCUAGCAACGAGAUGGGAGCAGGUAGCGAAGAGCUAAUUGAUGAAAAUGACACUGAAAAUGAAAUCGCAGAUGAAAUAAUUGAAUACAAUGGCGAAUACGAUAAUUUGUUGUUCUUCUUUAGGUUUAUGCAUCAUAAAAUUCACACUCUUUAUGAACAUGAUGAUCUAUUAUCAUAUAAACGACCGUUAAGUUAGAA